CAGGGGAGGGGCGUAUUUGGCAAUCCUGGGUUGGUUGGGUGCGGCCGUGAUGGAGACAAGACCCAGGAUUGGCUAUCUCAUGGAGUGGGGCGCCAACCAUAGCCAUAAAUCCUCCUACCUAGGGAACUGUUGGCCUUUACUUUGGAAAUCACUGUCUUAGAGGGAAGGAAGUUCUUGACAUCCCCUCUGUUCUUGCCCUCAUUUUGAUGUGCCCCCUCCUGGGUAGAAGGACCUGCUAACUUCUAAAUAGCCGCUAGCUCCAGUCUUUCAGUUCUGAGGCUGGAUCAGAGCAAGGGGCGGGCAUAGGGAUAGGGCCUGCGCUCAAGAGGGCGGGUCAUUGCAAAAGAGGCGGAGCCUAGCGGGAAUUAGUAGCUGGGGAGGCCUGGGACUCGGGGGCGGGCUCAACCCCGGAAGAAUCGAUUCCGGUAAGAUUAGUUACUUCCGGCCUAGUCUGCCGCCGGGACCGGACAACCGGGAACUGGGAAAUGAAAGGCCGGGGCCGCAGCCGUCAUGGAGCCAGCGGGCCCUGAGAAAGAGAACAGGACCAAGAUACGCUGCUGAAAACUCUUCCUCCCCUCCAUUGAGAGAGGAGGGAGUCCCACCAGGAUGACCAAGCUGCCCGUCAACUCCUCGAGGGAUUUGGAGCAAAGUCUUCCUGCUGUGGCCUCCCUGAGCACCUCGCUGCCCAGAAACCAGAGCUUCUCAACACCCUUCUUCCCACCCCUCCCAGAGAAGCGCAAGGCCAUUUCAGAUGUCCGACGGACCUUCUGCCUCUUUGUUACCUUCGACCUGCUUUUCAUCUCUCUGCUCUGGAUCAUUGAGCUGAAUACAAAUACAAGCAUCAAGAAGAACCUGGAAAAGGAGAUUAUCAACUACAACUUCAAAACCUCCUUCUUCGAUAUCUUUAUUCUAGCCUUCUUUCGGUUUUCGGGGCUGCUGAUGGGCUAUGCUGUGCUGAGGCUUCGACACUGGUGGGUGAUUGCGAUUACCACGCUUGUGUCCAGUGCCUUCCUCAUCGUCAAGGUCAUCCUUUCUCAGCUGCUCAGCAAAGGUGCCUUCGGCUAUCUGCUCCCUAUUGUUUCCUUCGUCAUCGCCUGGCUGGAGACAUGGUUCCUCGACUUCAAGGUCUUGACACAGGAGGCAGAGGAGGAACGAUGGUAUCUGGCUGCCCAGGCUGCUGCUGUACGGGGACCCCUGCUCUUUCCUGGGGCAUUGUCUGAAGGACAGUUCUAUUCUCCUCCAGAGUCAUUUGCAGGAUCUGACAUUGAAUCUGAUGAUGAAGAAGCUGGGAGAAAAGGCUUCUCUAGCCAGGAUCGGGAGUAUAUCCAGCAGGGGAAGGAAGCCAUGGAGGUGGUGGACCAAAUCCUGGCUCAAGAGGAGAACUGGAAAUUUGAAAAGAAUAAUGAAUAUGGGGACACUGUGUACACUCUUGAAAUUCCUUUCCAUGGCAAGACAUUCAUCCUCAAGGCAUUUCUGCAGUGCCCGGCAGAGCUGGUAUACCAGGAAGUCAUCCUGCAGCCGGAGAAAAUGGUCCUAUGGAAUAAGAUGGUGAACGCCUGCCAGAUCCUUCAUCAAGUAGAGGACAACACUCUCAUCACCUAUGAUGUGUCUUCAGGGACUGCAGGUGGAGUGAUCUCCCCCAGGGACUUUGUGAAUGUCCGGCGAAUCGAGAGGCGGAGGGACAGAUACCUCUCCUCAGGCAUGGCUACCACUCACUUUGCCAAGCCCCCGAUGCACAAGUAUAUCAGGGGUGAGAAUGGGCCCGGCGGCUUCAUCGUGCUCAAGUCCCCCAACAACCCUCGAGUCUGCACCUUUGUCUGGGUCCUCAACACAGAUCUCAAGGGCCGCCUGCCCCGAUACCUCAUUCACCAGAACCUGGCCACCACCAUGUUUGAAUUUGCCUUCCACCUCCGGCAGCGGGUCGGGGAGUUAUGUGCUCGAGCAUAGCCAGCCUCGCACAGGGCCCCGGGCAUCCAUCGCUCCUAAAAGGUCCUCUUCCCUGGCCUGGACUCCAAGGUCCCCCGGGCCAGGGGCUCCUCCUGCCUCUGCCCCGCCAGCUACGCCGAUCCUUGGGAGCUCUCCAGUGCUAAGGGCGGGGGUGGCUGGAGUCUGGAGGGCUCACUCUGCUGGUUAAGGGUGUCUGUCUUGCUGGUAUUUGCACGUCCUACCACAGGGGGGCAGGACACAAUUGAGGGGAGAGCAGCCAGCUCCUGACUGCAGCAGUGUUGGGGGUGAUAUGUCCCUGGGCCAAGGUGUCCCCAGGAGAAGCAGGCCUGUGUGCCGGGACCAGGGAGCUCUGUAACCAGUGGGCGACACGGGGAGUCACUGGUCCCCCAGCUUUCCCACCGGCUUUUUAUAACAGUUAUUUCAAGGGUCUGGGACUCUUUUUUUUUUUUCCCAACAGAAACUGGUGGAGGGAGGGGAUAUGGCCCUGCCUCCCCCCACUGGGAACCUUUGCUCCAGCUCAUUCAUUAAAAACCUGUGUGGAAGCA
This is a messenger RNA of Monodelphis domestica (gray short-tailed opossum), 2492 nucleotides long. RefSeq names its product StAR related lipid transfer domain containing 3 (gene STARD3). Gene Ontology annotation, biological process: cholesterol transport. Lineage: Eukaryota; Metazoa; Chordata; Mammalia; Didelphimorphia; Didelphidae. Gene Ontology annotation, molecular function: cholesterol binding; cholesterol transfer activity. The record is from RefSeq and is a predicted model, not a curated record. Gene Ontology annotation, cellular component: lysosomal membrane; late endosome membrane; endoplasmic reticulum-endosome membrane contact site.